CCAGAUAGUGUACCCAGGAUCCCACGGCACCAUGUAUCUCGCACUCCGGCUCCUCGCGCGCUCGAGACGGCUCUCGCGAGCUCUAGCCUCCGCUCCUGCCUCAGGCUCAGCUCUGGACCUCGGUGGCAGGGCGUCCUUCUUGUUCCGGCCCCCGAACUCAGCUGGAAUGGCGAGCCAAGAAUCCUACCGGAUAGAAUAUGAUACUUUUGGGGAACUCAAGGUCCCUAAUGAUAAGUAUUAUGGUGCUCAGACUGUGAGAUCUACAAUGAACUUUAAGAUUGGAGGUGUGACAGAACGCAUGCCAAUACCAGUUAUUAAAGCUUUUGGCAUCUUGAAGCGAGCGGCUGCUGAAGUAAACCAGGAUUAUGGUCUUGAUCCAAAAAUUGCCAAUGCAAUAAUGAAGGCAGCAGAUGAGGUAGCUGGGGGUAAAUUGAAUGAUCAUUUUCCUCUUGUGGUGUGGCAGACUGGAUCAGGAACCCAGACCAAUAUGAAUGUAAAUGAAGUUAUUAGCAAUAGAGCAAUUGAAAUACUAGGAGGCGAACUUGGCAGCAAGAACCCCGUGCAUCCCAAUGAUCAUGUUAAUAAAAGCCAGAGCUCAAAUGAUACGUUCCCCACAGCAAUGCACAUUGCUGCUGCAAUAGAAGUUCACGAAGUACUGCUACCAGGACUGCAGAAGCUACAAGAUGCUCUUGAUGCAAAAUCUAAAGAGUUUUCCCAGAUCAUCAAAAUUGGGCGUACUCACACACAGGAUGCUGUUCCUCUUACUCUUGGCCAGGAAUUUAGUGGUUAUGUUCAACAAGUGAAAUAUGCAAUGACAAGAAUUAAAGCUGCUAUGCCAAGAAUCUAUGAGCUUGCAGCUGGAGGCACUGCUGUUGGUACUGGUUUAAAUACUAGAAUUGGCUUUGCGGAAAAAGUUGCUGCGAAAGUGUCUUCACUCACAGGCUUGCCUUUUGUCACAGCUCCAAAUAAAUUUGAAGCUCUGGCUGCUCAUGAUGCUUUGGUUGAACUUAGUGGAGCCAUGAACACUACUGCCUGCAGUUUGAUGAAGAUAGCAAAUGAUAUUCGUUUUCUCGGGUCUGGUCCCCGCUCAGGUCUGGGAGAAUUGAUCUUACCUGAAAAUGAACCAGGAAGUAGUAUUAUGCCAGGCAAGGUGAACCCGACCCAGUGUGAAGCAAUGACCAUGGUUGCAGCUCAAGUUAUGGGGAAUCAUGUUGCUGUUACUGUAGGAGGCAGCAAUGGACAUUUUGAGUUGAAUGUUUUCAAGCCAAUGAUGAUUAAAAAUGUGUUGCACUCAGCCAGGCUUCUAGGGGAUGCAUCUGUUUCCUUCACAGAAAACUGUGUGGUAGGAAUUCAAGCCAACACAGAAAGGAUCAAUAAACUAAUGAAUGAGUCUCUAAUGUUGGUGACAGCUCUUAAUCCUCAUAUAGGGUAUGACAAGGCAGCAAAGAUUGCUAAGACAGCACACAAAAAUGGAUCAACCUUGAAAGCAACUGCUAUUGAACUUGGCUAUCUCACAGCAGAACAGUUUGAUGAGUGGGUAAAACCUAAGGAAAUGCUGGGCCCAAAGUGACUUAAAGGAAUUUAAAUAAAAAUAAUUAUUGUAAAA
This is a messenger RNA of Sorex fumeus (smoky shrew), 1606 nucleotides long. It is a transcript of the gene FH, whose product is annotated as fumarate hydratase. The record is from RefSeq and is a predicted model, not a curated record. Gene Ontology annotation, cellular component: mitochondrion; tricarboxylic acid cycle heteromeric enzyme complex. The transcript has 10 exons. NCBI's taxonomy places the organism in Eukaryota, Metazoa, Chordata, Mammalia, Eulipotyphla, Soricidae. Gene Ontology annotation, biological process: tricarboxylic acid cycle; fumarate metabolic process; malate metabolic process. The coding region runs from base 32 to 1570 and encodes 512 amino acids. Gene Ontology annotation, molecular function: fumarate hydratase activity.